UCUUAUUCGCGCGCACAGAGAUACGAGUGCUGCCCGGGGAAUUUUUUUCAGAAGAGGCUGGGAGAGCGUUCUCCCCCCCCCUUUGCAGUUUUCUAUUCUGCUCGCUGCGAGCCUUAGGCGGAGCUCUUCCGGAAUCCAAGAGCCUAUUUGUAAACUGGAAAUCUUUCCUGGUUCCUCUGGAGGCUUAAGUAUCUUGUGAAGGAAGAGAGCUGAAGGCCUUGGAAGGUUUGUUUUGUCUUCCUGUGAUUGGUAAGACUUGGGGACAUCCAUCAGUCCAUUUUGGAGUUGGAUUAGAGGCCAGAGAGAAGAUGGAAGGACAACACCCAACAGAUGCAGGAGUUGGAAAAAGCCCUACGGCUGCUCAGCCUUGGAACUGUGGGAAGAAUGAGGCAAGUCCUGGGCAGAAGAGCCAAGAAGAGAAAGCCAACACAUCAGAAGUCAAAAUCUUUCACUUCAGAAAAGUGCACUUCCAGGAGGGGAGGGGUCCCCGAGAUGUUUGCACUCAGCUUCACCGCCUUUGCCAUCAGUGGCUACAACCAGAAAGACACACAAAGGCUCAGAUGCUGGACCUGGUGCUCCUGGAACAGUUCCUGGCUGUCCUUCCCCCAGCAGUGGAGAAAUGGGUACGGGAGUGCAGAGCGGAGACCAGUUCCCAGGCGGUGGACCUGGCCGAAGGCUUCCUGCUGACCCAGGAGUUGGAAAAGAUGCAAGAAGACUUGCAGAAGUCCUUGAAAGAUGUGUUUGGUUAUCCCAAGGAGAGGAAAGAGUCACCCAAACUCUAUCAAGAGCUGCAAUUCAGGAAAAGCUUCCAGAAAGAUCAAAGUCAGGACACCCUGCCAGAGAAUAGAAAGCUGUCCUUGGUUCUUUUAGAAUCGCCUCCUCUUUCUGGUGGAGCUGAAAGAGUGAUUGAACCUCUAUCACAGGAUGUUGUGUCUUUGGAGGAAGUGGCUGUGUACUUCUCUGAGGAAGAGUGGUCCCAGCUGGAUCCUGGCCAAAAAGCACUCCAUGGAGAAGUCAUGCUGGAGAACUCCAGGAAUCUGGCUUCUCUGGGCUUUAAUGGACAAGAGGAUAAGAAUUGCAAGGAGGAAUGUCAAGCGAUCCAUCCGGAAGAGGGAAAAGGGAAUUUUGCAGAUCAGGUGCAACCAAACGGUGACGAAACAAACGGAUCGCAAAGUGGAAUUAAAAACGUCUUUCCUCAGGUCAGCUGGCUUCCUAACCGUACAAGCAUCGAUACGGGAGACAAACCAUACAAAUGCCCGGAGUGUGGAAAGAGCUUUAAUAAAGCCGAUCAUCUCAUUUCCCACACAAAGACACAUUCGGCACAGAAACGAUUUAUCUGCGGGGAGUGUGGAAAGACCUUCUGUAAUAAUCAGUCUCUUAGAAGUCAUGAGAGGAAUCACACAGGAGAACGACCAUAUCAGUGCACGGAGUGUGGAAAGACCUUUAGUUGUAGCAGCAAUCUUACUUCCCACAAGAGGAUCCACACAGGAGAGAAACCAUAUAAAUGCAUGGAGUGUGGAAAGACCUUUAUUCAUAGCAGUUACCUUAAUUCCCACAAGAGGAUCCACACAGGAGAGAAGCCGUAUCAGUGUGUGGACUGUGGUGAGGGCUUUAGGUGGAACUGUGAUCUCACUUCCCAUAAAAGGAUCCACACAGGGGAGAAGCCAUAUCAGUGCACGGAGUGUGGAAAGAGCUUUAGUUUUAGCAGUAGUCUUAAUUCCCACAAGAGGACCCAUACAACGGAGAAGCGAUAUCCAUGUGUGGAAUGUGGAGAAGGCUUUAGGUGGAUUUGUGAUCUCACUUCCCACAAAAGGAUCCACACAGGGGAGAAACCGUAUCAGUGCCUGGAGUGUGGAAAGAGCUUUGCAAGGAGCAAUGCCCUCACUUGCCAUAGAAGGAUCCACACGCGGGAGAUGUCAUAUCAGCAGAGGAAGUAUGGAAAGACUUUCAGUAGAAAUAUGGGUAAUCCUCGGUUUAUGACUGCAAUUCAGCCCAACAUUUCUGUGGCUAAGCAAGAUGGUUAUUGGGAUAUGACCAGCCUGUUAUUUAAUAGGAAGAAACCUCAGAGGAAGAAAACAAGCUACAAUGGUGAAAAGUCCUAUAAAUGCACACAGCAAGGUUUUUAUUUGGCGAAGGCCUACAUGGGGCUUUUGGAAUCUUACAGCAACUUGAAAUCAUUUACACAAAAGUCAGUAAUGGUCUAUCGGUCCUGCAAGUCAGGGCUCUUUUUCUCCCACUGGGAUGAAACGUGGUCUGACUAUGCUGCCUACAGAUCCCAGAAAGUCAAGACUGCGGAAACGGCUGGAACGCGCGUCCGCCGUUUCUACAGCGUCCGUCUGCUCCCCCGCCUCGCUGCGAGCCUUUGGGGUGAAUCUUUCUAUCUAGGGAGCCAACAGGCUGCAGGGAAGUCUUGCACAGUAUGUAAGCUGGAAAUCUUUUCUGGUUCCUCUGGAAUCUCACGUAUCUUGUCUGGAAAGAGAGCUGAACGGUCUUGGAAAAUUUGGCCAGACUUCUUGUGGACAAACAGACCCGUAAAGAGCCACGAGUCCAUUUUGGAAUUGGAUAGAGAGAAGAUGGAAGGACAACGCCCAGCAGAUUCAGAAGUUAGAAAAGGCCCUGCAGCUACUCAGCCUUGGAGCUAUGGGAAGAAUGGGGCAAUUCCUGGCCUGAACAGCCAAGAAAAGGAAUCCAACAAUUCAAAGGUCCAAUGGUGUCACUUCACAGAAGUGCAAUUCCAGGAGGGGAGGGGUCCCCGAGAUGUUUGCACUCAACUUCACCGCCUUUGCUGUCAGUGGCUGCAACCAGAAAGACACACAAAGGCCCAGAUGCUGGACCUGGUGCUCCUGGAGCAGUUCCUGGCUGUCCUUCCCCCAGAGAUGGAGAAAUGGCUGCGGGAGUGUGGAGCAGAGACCAGUUCCCAGGCAGUGGCCCUAGCCGAAGGCUUCCUGCUGACCCAGGAGUUGGAAAAGAUGCAAGAAGACUUGCAGAAAUCCUCGGAAGCUGUGACCGAGUAUCCCAAAGGGAGGAAAGAUUCAUUCAAAUCUUCCCAAGAGCUCCUGUUCAGGGACACUAUACAUAAAUAUCAAAAUGAAGACACUAUGCCAGAGAGUACAAAGCUGUCUUUGGGAUUUUUAGGGUCGCCUCCUCUUUGUGGUGGAGCUGAAGGAUUGGCUGAACCUCUACUUCAGGAUGUUGUGUCUUUUGAGGAGGUGGCCGUGUAUUUCUCCAAGGAGGAGUGGUCUCAACUGGAUGCUGACCAAAAAGUACUCCACGGAGAAGUCAUGCUAGAGAAUUCCAGGAACCUGGCUUCUCUGGGCUUUAAGGGGCAAGAGAAUAAGAAUUGCAAGGAAGAAUGCCAAGCGAUCCAUUCAAAAGGGGGGAAAGGGAAAUUUGCAGAUCCGAUGCAACGAAAGAGGGAUGAAACAAAGCGACCACAGAGUGGAAUUGAAAAAAAAUGUCUUCCUAACCAUACAAUCAUCAAUAUGGAAGAAAGGCCAUAUAAGUGGAUGGAGUGUGGAAAGAAGUUUAAUAAAUCCGAUCAUCUCAUUUCCCAUAAAAAGAUACAUACAGGAGAGAAGCCAUAUCAAUGCACGGAAUGUGGAAAGACCUUUACUCGUAGCAGUAAUCUUAAUUCCCACAAGAGGAUCCACACAGGAGAGAAGCCAUAUCAAUGCAUGGAGUGUGGAAAGAAUUUUACUUAUAACCGUAAUCUUAAUUCCCACAAGAGGAUCCACACAGGAGAGAAACCGUAUCAAUGCACGGAGUGCGGAAAGGCCUUCGGUUAUGCUAAGUGUCUUAUAAUCCAUCAAAGGAUUCACAAAGGAGAAAGACCUUAUAAAUGUAUGGAGUGUGGAAAGACUUUUACUCAUAGCAGUAGCCUUAAUUCCCACAAGAGGAUCCACACAGGAGAGAAGCCAUAUCAGUGCAUGGAGUGUGGAAAGACCUUUAUUCGUAGCAGUAAUCUUACUUCCCACAAGAGGAUCCAAGGAGAGAAGCCAUAUAAAUGUGUGUAAUGUGGAAAGGGCUUUAGGUGGAAUUGUGCUCUUCCGUCCUAUAAAAAAAUCCAUAGAGGAGAGAAGCUAUAUCAAUGCUUGGCAUUGAAAGACCUUUACUCAUAG
This is a messenger RNA of Crotalus tigris (Tiger rattlesnake), 4118 nucleotides long. RefSeq names its product zinc finger protein with KRAB and SCAN domains 7-like. Gene Ontology annotation, molecular function: DNA-binding transcription repressor activity, RNA polymerase II-specific. NCBI's taxonomy places the organism in Eukaryota, Metazoa, Chordata, Lepidosauria, Squamata, Viperidae. Gene Ontology annotation, biological process: negative regulation of transcription by RNA polymerase II. The record is from RefSeq and is a predicted model, not a curated record.